Messenger RNA from Misgurnus anguillicaudatus (oriental weatherfish), 2675 nucleotides. RefSeq names its product heat shock protein b8 (gene hspb8). Gene Ontology annotation, biological process: cellular response to unfolded protein. Gene Ontology annotation, molecular function: protein homodimerization activity. Gene Ontology annotation, cellular component: protein folding chaperone complex; cytoplasm; nucleus. Lineage: Eukaryota; Metazoa; Chordata; Actinopteri; Cypriniformes; Cobitidae. The record is from RefSeq and is a predicted model, not a curated record.
UUGUUGACCGGUAGACACACGGUGAAUCACAUAUAAAACAGGAGAAAGAUCACGAAGGUCUCACUCACGAAGUAAACUUCUCGAACAAAAUUUGGACAUAAAACCUGGUGCGCAAUUACGCGCCCGGAGACGCUGGUCACGCUUUGUGUUCUUUAACUGUAAAAAAUAUAGUCUUGCUUUAACUGAUCGUGGACAUCUGACAGCAAUCUUUUUGGGACACAAAUUCUCCAACUUUCCAAGUUUCACCAUGGCAGAGGGGGAUUUCUAUCCUACGGGCAACCGACAGAGAGUCGCGCGGGAUCCGUUCAGGGAACAGUCGCUCGCGUCGCGGUUCAUGGGCGAUGACUUUGGACUGUCGCCGUUUCCCGACGACUUAUCUAUGGACUGGCCUGGCUGGGCGCGACCUCGAUUGAGCGCGCGCCUCGACGCGCCCUGGAGCGGCUCGUUGCGCACGGGCUUCCCGAUGACAAGCAUGGGCGCCCCGCAGGGUUUCAGUUCUAGGUACAGCGAGAGCCCUCGCAGAACCAGCUCGCCCCUGAGCAACCCGGACGAGCCGUGGAAAGUGUGUGUGAACGUGCACAGCUUCAAUCCAGAGGAACUUAAUGUCAAAACUAAAGACGGUUUUGUAGAGGUGUCAGGAAAACACGAGGAGAAGCAAGAUGAGGGCGGAAUUGUUACCAAAAACUUCACAAAGAAAAUUCAGAUACCAACCGAUGUGGAUCCUCUCACUGUGUUUGCUUCUUUAUCUCCGGAGGGGGUUCUCAUUAUUGAAGCCAGACAGACCCCUCCGUAUUACCUUUACUGCAACGAGAUGCCCGCAGAACCCAUAGAAGAACCUGAGGCAAGACCUCAGGAACCCAGCAUGGCUUAAACUCCAACUCUCUGAAGUUCAGAACUGACAGGGAGAUAGCAGGGUUUCUCUUGGCCGUGGUAUUUGUUCCAAGCAAGUGCUAAAAUGUCUAGUUUUAUCAUUUUUAUCCAUUUUCUUAAUCAAAAAGUCAUUAAUUUGUUAACAAAGCUAGUGAAUUCAGCUCUGUAGUCCAUACAUUGAUUGUUUUUUACAUGGUACGCGAUUGGAUCAAAUACCCUUAGCCUUUAGUCACUAAAUGGAUGAAGAUAAACAAAUGCAAAAGUGGUACCAAUUCGGUAGCAAGGGAAAGACGAAGCCAGCUUUCUGUACUGAAAAGUGUUGUAAUUGAUUGAAGAAGUUCUGCCAGACAGCCAGUCUUAAAUUAGACACGCCCCUAAAGACACGCACACACUGUAAAAAAAUAAUUUUGGUUUAAUCUAACGAAGUAAGUUAGCUGGAGUUAAUUAGUUGACACAAUAUUUUUAUUCAACUUUUUUGAGUCAACUAAUAUUUUUAAGUCAAAUCAACCAGUUAACUUACUUUUAAGUUAAACCAACAAAAACAUUUUUACAGUGUAGAGACAGUGAGUUGUAAUUGGAGACCAUCUUAAUGUCACAUGUUGGAAAAUUUUGAUCAAUGUGACCCAGUCUGUGAACACCCAGCUAAAGUCACUUUUUAUUAAUUAUUAUAUAAAGAGAGUUUUACUAACUUGCUUAGCAAGAUUUUCAUCAAUCUGUUGCUCUGCCAUUAUGAAAGUUCACCUUUUAAUAGAAAACUUACUACUAAUUAUAUUUAUUUUAAAGUCGUGACCCUGUUUGUAAACUCCAAAAGUCCCAUAAUCUCAUAAUGUUUAUUGAUGUCACAACGAUUUUAAUCUUUAAUCUUGACCUUAUGUCAAUAUUAAAGAUAUCAAGGUUAUAUUCCCAUACGGCAAAAAAAAUAUAUAUAUAUUCAAUUUUAAAUAUGUUUUUGAAAAUGUAUACAAAUUUGCCAAAAAUAUAUGUUCUGAAAUUUGUUCACAAAAAUGUAUUUUUCAACAAUAUAUAAUAUUUUUAAAACAUUAAUAUUUGCAUUGCAUUGGAGAAAAAACUUUGUAUGUUACAAACCUGUAAACAACAGGUUUGAAAAGGUUCAAAUUAAAAAUAUUUUAAACUGCAAUAAUAUAUUUAUACUUUUUAUAUUUUAUAUAUAGGCCUACUUAAACAUUUUAUACAAACUUUUAUAUUCAGGCUUGGAAAAUAUAUUUUUUGCAGUAUGGGCUGUAAAAUUAGAAAUGUAUUUGUUGUCCCUGAAAUAUGUUAAUAUAUGAAGUUUAAAACUAAAUUAAAAUUCAAAAUAUAUAUUUAAUAACGCUUUACUUUCUACAAAAUAUAUUAAGCAUAUAUUUAAAAUGUAUUUAUUUUUCGUAUGGGUUAUCACAGAAUGUCCUCCAUUACGUAGAUGAUUUUAUGUAGAAAACAGUAAAUAACAAUGACUUUAGCUGGGUUUACACUGCAGGCAGGGUCACAUUUAUUAUACAUAAGUCAAUUUAAGUAGCUCUGUUUCUCAGUUAUUUUGGCCCCGAGUAUAAAUGUCUUGUGCAGAUCGUGGCUAUAUUUGAGUCAUCUGAAUAUGUGUCACAUUGAACUUUUGUAUGAGUGCGGGAGUUCUUUCUCAAGGGCUGUUAUUGUCUACUUUUUCUUUUUUGAUUUUUUUGUGCAUUUAUUUUGUGUAGAAUUGUAUGCUAUGCGUUUUUAUAUUUAAUAAAAUUUAUAAGAGUUAGCAUUUAAUUUUCUUUGCAAAUCUCUGUAUGGUUAAUACAUUGAAUAAAAUGAAUUACGUAUGA